UCCACCUGUCCCCUCCACAGACCACACACACACAUAUUCCCAUCAUGUCGCUUGCGAGAGUAGGAAGGUUCGCCUGCCUCCGCGCUGGCAGGCUCGCCGCUCCUGUCAAUGCCCGUUUUGUGUCGACCGCCGACGGCUCCGUCCAGACCAGCCCUGCUGAUGCCCCGACCAUCCCUCACAAAGACAGCACAUUGAUCCGCAAGGAGAGUCCUUCGCAGGCAAUGGCUCGUCACCAGCCCGAUUACGAGGCCACCAUUGACCACGCUACUUCGCAAUUCUCCCCCGUGCCCAAGCGGGUCAUGGAUGGCAGCGAGCCUGGUGACACCGUCGCCGCUGCUGUUCUGUCCGGCGCUCCCACCGAUCUGCAGGCUCGUACCGUCCGGAUCUACCGCCCUACGAAGCCCGCUACUCAGUCUGGAACCUGGCACGGUCACCACUGGCGAAUGGAUUGGGAUAUCUUGCAGAAGGGUCACCGGUGGGAGAACCCUCUGAUGGGCUGGCAAUCUUCCGCCGACUGCAUGCAGGGUACCAACCUCAAGUUCAAGACCAAGGAGGACGCCAUCCUGUUUGCGCAGAAGCAAGGUUACGAGUACUUCGUUCAGGAGCCCAAUGAGCGCCGGUUCGUUCCCAAGUCGUACUCCAACAACUUCCUCCACGAGCCGAAGAAGCUCAAGCACAUCAAGACCAAAUAAAUUGAGUUAUUCUUCGCGUCUCGUGUACAUAAGUGCAGGCUUUUGUUCUAGUUCUGAAUCAUGCUUGGAGGUUAAUUACAUUGUUUUCAAACACUUCAACCUCCUUACACUUUCAAGUCCAUGGCUUGUUUUCGUCACCGGAGAGGCUUUUGCAUUACCAGAGGUGCCUUCCAGAAGAAGGUGAUUAACAUGGCACCUACUCAUGGAUCAGGUCAGGAUACAGUCUUUUCAAUGAUUCCCUCAUGGUACAUAUGCUACAGAGAUAUGAGUAACUAGAUGCCAUAGGCUCACUUGGGUCACAUCAGCAUUCUCAGUCUGAAGAUCUUACUCUCCGCAUGCUGCCACAUGC
Aspergillus aculeatus ATCC 16872 is the source of this 1041-nucleotide messenger RNA. Its product is annotated as ETC complex I subunit. Gene Ontology annotation, biological process: electron transport chain. NCBI's taxonomy places the organism in Eukaryota, Fungi, Ascomycota, Eurotiomycetes, Eurotiales, Aspergillaceae. The record is from RefSeq and is a predicted model, not a curated record. The transcript has 3 exons. Bases 45 to 692 code for a protein of 215 amino acids.